Molecule: messenger RNA, 753 nt
Organism: Eucalyptus grandis
Lineage: Eukaryota; Viridiplantae; Streptophyta; Magnoliopsida; Myrtales; Myrtaceae
Exons: 5
Coding region: 1-753 (250 amino acids)
Source: RefSeq, a predicted model, not a curated record
AUGGAUCGUGGCACGAGCAGCUCUUUUUGUCGCGCUUGUCCCUGGCGUCUCUCCUCCUUCAAGAUAUCCCUCUCCCCGUCGCCAAUCAUUCCCAUUUUACUUCUCUUCCUCCUUGUCCCUUCUCCUUUCUUUUGUCACGUUCGUUCGUUGAAAACUGCUGACUCCCGCGCCACGAAUCGGACUGUCCAGCCCGAGGAUGAGUUGCAAAAGCUGAAGAUGAUAAGGGCUCGUCUCAAGGACAUCAACAAGCCUCCUGUCAAAAUAAUUCAGAGUCCUGAUGGAGAUAUAAUAGACUGCGUUCUAUCUCACCAGCAACCAGCCUUUGAUCAUCCUCUAUUAAAGGGACAAAAGCCAUUGGAUCCACCAAAGAGGCCGAAUGGGCAUAAUUCGACCGCUACGGCCACGGAGACGUUACAACUGUGGAGAAUGUCAGGCGAGGCAUGCCCAGAAGGGACGGUGCCGAUUCGGAGGACGAGUGAAGCAGACAUGUUGAGGGCUUCUUCAUUUCAGAUGUUUGGGAAGAAAGUGAGUAGACAUCUCACAACAGACGAUUCAAGCAUUGCUCAUGAGUAUGCGGCGGGGUAUGUGAGUGGAGAUCAAUACUAUGGAGCCCGAGCAAGCAUAAAUGUGUGGGCACCUAAUGUGGCUGAACAAAAUGAAUUUAGCCUCGCCCAGUUGUGGGUCAACGGUGGCACUAAAGGCGUUGAUCUUAACACCAUUGAAGCUGGCUGGCAGGUCAGAGAAAACAACUAA